Messenger RNA from Marmota monax (woodchuck), 3220 nucleotides. RefSeq names its product hydroxysteroid 11-beta dehydrogenase 1 like (gene Hsd11b1l). Gene Ontology annotation, molecular function: oxidoreductase activity. The record is from RefSeq and is a predicted model, not a curated record. Gene Ontology annotation, cellular component: intracellular membrane-bounded organelle. The transcript has 7 exons. The coding region runs from base 1962 to 2702 and encodes 246 amino acids. NCBI's taxonomy places the organism in Eukaryota, Metazoa, Chordata, Mammalia, Rodentia, Sciuridae.
GGCUGGGGACACGCAGGGGUCUCACGCCCCCCUGUCCCGGCGGGAAGCCACCCGCCCGUCCCUCUGCACCCGCCUCCUUUGCUGGACCAGGGGUGGGAGGAGCCCCCCGGGGCGCUUCGUGCCCCGUCCCUGGGAGUGAGGAGAGGUGGGAGCGCGUGUCGGCCUUGGUGGCCCUGGCUGGGACGGCUCGGGGAUCCGCUCUCUGAGCACCCAAAGGUGCAGAGAUAGGCGGUGGGGUGAUGGGUGGGCAGCGCCAGACCCGCGUGGCCGGUGGUGAGGGCUUCCGGCCCUCCGGGGCAGGGAGGAGCCGUGGACAGGCUUGCAGGUGCAAGGGGCUCGGCCAGGGUGCCUUCCAGAGACCCCUCUGGCUGGCUCCAGGGGGCGGGAAAGUCAGGGAGAGAGGAGCGGAGAUCCGGUUCCCCCAGCCCAUCAUCCCGCGGCUCCCGGCCCUGGCAGCUUCUGGAUUUGUGAAGACCCCCAUCCUUGUCCCGUGGACUUCAGAGGAUAGCAACCCCAAGGUUGGAUGGGCUUGUGGGAGACCCGUGGUCCCCAGAACUUGAGGAAUCUGGCUUGUUGCCCUCCUCCUCCUUCUCCCCCACACUGAAGGCAUGUCUUCACCCCAUGACAGGGCACUUCUGUGUCCAGCCCUCUGGUGUCUCCAGACAGACCUGUCUCUCUGGUCUCCUCCGGCUCUUGCCUAUCCAUUCCCCAUAGCACUCCGUGUCAACCUAGGGUCUACUGAGCACCUGUUGAAUACCUGGCAUGGCUUUGGGUUCUGAAGACCAACAGCCAGGUGCAGUGGACCACACCUCUAAUCCAGUGGCUCAGGACCCCGAGGCAGGAGGCUGGCGAGCUCAAAGCCAGCCCAGGAAUUAUCGAGGCCCUGAGCAAUGCAGUGAGCCCCUGGCUCAAAGAAGAGAACAUCAAAGGGCUGGGGCUGGGGCUGGGGCUCAGGGGCUGUGCCCCUGGGUUUAACUUCCUGGUACCAAAAACCAAACAGCCCUACAGUGAGGAAAACAGAAGCAGUUUUCUGUCUUCUUCCUGCCCUCAAGGUGCUGACCGUCUGGGGGAGAGAGGGGGCAGUGAACACUAAGGAAUUAAUGGUGCUUCCAGGCCAGGACAAGUGCGGAGAUGGGGAGGAAGACGGGUCAGGGAGAGGGCCGCGGUGCAGCAGCUCUAGGGAGGCGGCUCAGGGUAUGGCAUCUCUACAGGAGGUCACUCUUGUGCUGAGACUUGAAAGAAGCAAGAGGCCGAUGGCAGUGCCAGCGCAGGGGUCCUGAGGCAGGGUGACGGCUGGCUGUGGCCGGUUUGGGGAACAGAGAAGAGGCUAGUGGAGUGGAGCAGAGGGGAGAACGGUCCUGUCCACACAGCUUUUUGGUCAUCAAGAUUCUGGCUUCUGUCCUAAAUGAGUUCAUCAAAGGGGAGGGAAGCUGCGAUUUGCCUGUUGGGUGGAGGGAGAAGGCUUUGAGAAGUGGGGUCACUGAAAAGUGGUCCCUAGUUCAGGUGGAGGAUAGUGGGGGGCUGGACCAAGUGGUCGCCAUGGAGGGGGAGAGGAGGGGCAGGGCCAGGGCCACACUGUUACCAGAUGCUCAUCAAAUGGAGGCCCACCAAACAGGUGUGGCUGCGGCCUGCCCCUCCCCGCUGAGGCCCCCAGGCCAUGAAGGUGCUGCUCCUCACGGGGCUGGGGGCCCUGUUCUCCGCCUACUACUGGGCCGACAACUUUGAGCCAGGGAGCCCGCGUGCUGCUGACCGGGGCUGCGGGCGGCGAGGGUGUUGGUGAGGAGCUGGCCUAUCACUACGCCCGCCUGGGCUCCCACCUGGUGCUCACUGCUCAGGCCGAGGCCCUCCUGCAGAAGGGGGCGCGGCUGGGGAGGAGAGGCCCACCGGCAGCUCUGGCCUCCUAGGUGGUGGGGAACUGCAGGAAGCUGGGCGCCCCCAACGUCUUCUACAUCGCCGCGGACAUGGCCUCCCCCGAGGCGCCCGAGCGCGUGGUGCAGUUUGCGCUGGACAAGCUGGGACGCCAGGAGAGAAACGCUUUGAUCUCCCGGGUGGGGGGGUGCUACCUGCCGCGAGGACCUCGGCGCUCCGGACCGAACCCCACCCGUGGCGGGGCAGGGCCUCGGGCCAGCCCUGCGCUGACCGGCAUUUCUGGGCCAGGGGGUCUGGACUACCUCGUGCUGAACCACCUCGGCGGCGUUCCGACCGGCAUGCGGGCCCGCAGCGCCCAGGCCACGCGCUGGCUCAUGCAGGUGAACUUCCUGAGUUAUGUGCAACUGACUAAGUUGGCGCUGCCCAGCCUGACUGACAGCAAGGGCUCCCUGGUGGUGGUGUCCACGUUGCUCGGCCGUGUGCCCGUGUCCUUCUCCACCCCCUAUUCAGCGGCCAAGUUCGCGUUGGACAGCUUCUUCUGCUCCCUGCGGAGGGAGCUGGAUGUUCAGGACGUGAAUGUGGCCAUCACCAUGUGCGUCCUGGGCCUCUGGGAUCCGGCCUCCACUGUGGAGGGAGUCAGGGGCGUCAUGAGAGCCAAGGCGUCCCCGGGACCCAAGGCGGCCCUGGCUGUGAUCCGAGGUGGUGCUACACGAGCCUCCUGUGUCUUCUACCCGUGGCGCUUGCACCUGCUCUGUCUGCUGCGAGGCUGGCUGCCGCACCCGAGGGCCUGGUUCAUUCGCCAGGACCUCAACAUCUCCGCAGUUGCAGCCUGAGUCCCCGGGGGCUCCUGUCUUCCCAGACGGGAGGUACCAUCCAGCUGUUCCUGGAGUCGGGACACUAACAAAGACACCUCCGAGAGGGUGGCCUGAGUCCAAGAUGGAGUCAUCAGGGCAAAAGCCAAACAGAAGAAUAUCUGCGGGCACCUGGAAACAAACUGCAGGUGUUCGGCACCCCUCAGUCUUGGAAGGCAGCAGCCCAGACGUGGGCUUCUUGGAGGUCACUGGUGACAUGAUCAUUGCUUCCAUUGUGCAAACAAGAAACAGUCUCCAGAAAAGUGAUGCUCCCUCCCCAGGUCGCCUGAGGUGGAUGCCCUGAGUCACCUCUGGGAGCCUCUAAGUCUCAGGUGAUUCUUUCCACUGAUUCCAACUGGGAGCAUUUCCCACCCCCAGUAGGGUCUCUGGUACUCUUGACGCCUGCUGUCCACCUGAUGGCCAGGUGGGAAGAAGAGGAGAAGAGCAUAUUCUGGGCUAGACUCAGCCUCCCGUUUCAUAAUAAAAGGUCUUCCCUUGCA